GUGGGCGAGACAGCGGGGGCGGACCCCGAGAUCUAGGCCCCGCCCCCGGGCUCGAGGCCCCGCCCCCCUGUGAGCCAGCAAGGGGCCGGCCCUGACGAACCUGGAUCUCACUUUGAAAUAUUCCGCUGUCUUCCUCCCCGCCCCCAGACCUUGUGGCCCUAGGCCCCACCCCUUUAGAACGUUGUCCUUAGCUCCUCCCCCUUAUAAAUGCGCCGCCCCUCUUCGUUAGUCCCUCCCUCGAAGCCCCGCCCGUUACGGACACCGCUACGUAGCUCCUCCCUUUAGGCUCUCAUGUGCUCCGCCCAUAAGGCAAUUUACUUCUAAACUCCGCCCUUUAAGGACCCCCCACUGCAUCUCUUCCCAAGACCCUCUCCUCCCUCAGGCCUGCCUAGAAGGUUCAACCACCGUGGACCCGCCCCUUCCAUGACGCAAGUGCUUGUCCGCGCCCUCGGCGUCCUCAACGACUCUCCUUCCCAAGGCCCUCUGGCCCCGCCCCCUUGCGAAGGCUCCCUUCUCGCCCCACCCCUUUUCGAUCCCUACCAGGUAGUCAGCCCCUCCCAUUUAGAACCCAAAGAGCAGACCCUCACCUUUUUAGAACCCUGAGAACAGGCCAUGUCCCGGACCCUUCCCCCCAUCCUCAGGGAUCAAUGGCGCGGAUGAGUGGGAAAGUGGGGUGAUCUUCUCUGGAUCCCGAGAAAAUGGGGGCUGGGGGGCUGUUCGCUGGAGCCAGUGGCGGGCUCUAGGACCCAGCGGGCAAGUACGCCCGCCUCGCGCUUACCCCUCCCCCAAGCCGCCCCCUCCCCCUCACCCAUCUUCCAGGUUCCCCCUCCCUCCCCCGUCGCCCCGGCUCCCGGUGCCCGUCUCUAGCGCCGCCGGAGCCAGCGAGGGAGCCGGAGCGAACAGGAGGAGGAGGAGGAGGAGGCCAAGUCGCCGCCGCUCGGAGCCCGGCCGGAGCCUCCCAGGCAGGUACAUGGUUCAGGUCCGAGCCGUGGUGAUGGCCCGAGAUGACUCCAGUGGGGGCUGGCUGCCUGUGGGGGGCGGGGGCCUCAGCCAGACCACCUUGGAGUGUACCCUGAGGCCAGGCUUGGUUUACAACAAGGUGAACCCCAUCUUCCAUCACUGGAGCCUGGGUGACUGCAAGUUUGGGCUGACGUUUCAGAGUCCCGCAGAAGCGGACGAGUUCCAGAAGAGCCUGCUGGCUGCACUGGCUGCACUGGGGCGAGGCUCGCUCACCCCCUCUUCCUCCUCCUCUUCCUCCUCCCCUUCCCAGGACACCGCAGAGACUCCCUGCCCUCUGACGUCCCAUGUGGACAGCGAGUCCUCCUCCAGUCACAGCCACCAGGAGACGCCUCCCACCGCCGCGGCGGCCACUAUCAUCACUGUGGAGUCAGCUUCUGGCUUCGGGCCGGCCACGUCCCCCCAGCGCCGGCGCUCCUCCGCUCAGAGCUACCCUCCGCUCCUACCGUUCACGGGGAUUCCGGAGCCCUCAGAGCCCCUGGCCGGGGUAGGGGGCCCGGGCUGGGGCGGCCGUGGCUAUGAGGAUUAUCGGCGCGCUGGGCCGCCCGCACCCCUCGCCCUGUCCACCUGCGUCGUGCGCUUCGCCAAGACCGGCGCGUUGAGGGGUGCAGCCCUGGGGCCUCCCACCGCGCUACCCGCCCCUCUCGCCGAGGCUGCGCCCCCAGCGCCCCCGGCUCGCCCACCACCCGGCCCCGGCCCUGCCCCUGCGCCGGCCAAGGCCUCCCCGGAGGCGGAGGAGGCGGCGCGCUGCGUGCACUGCCGUGCGCUCUUCCGCCGCCGAGCUGACGGGCGUGGUGGCCGCUGCGCGGAGGCCCCGGACCCGGGUCGCCUGCUGGUGCGCCGGCUCAGUUGCCUGUGGUGCGCCGAGAGCUUGCUCUACCACUGCCUGUCAGACGCCGAGGGCGACUUCUCGGACCCGUGCGCCUGCGAGCCGGGCCACCCGCGUCCCGCCGCGCGCUGGGCCGCGCUGGCCGCCCUCUCCCUGGCGGUGCCCUGCCUCUGCUGCUAUGCGCCCCUGCGCGCAUGCCACUGGGUCGCGGCACGAUGUGGCUGCGCUGGCUGUGGGGGUCGCCACGAGGAGGCGGCGCGGUGAGGACGGCCUGGUGGGUCCAGUAGCUGCACCGAGGACCCAAAAUUGAGGGUCCAGGACCCUGGACUCUGUUCGGACCCCAAACCCAAACCUAGGCACACCCGGAACUUGGAGCUUGAGUUUGGAUUGAGAGACCCCAGACCUGGAACCUGGACCCCAAAUCUAGGACUGAGAGACCCCAGACCCAGCUUCAUUGGGAUGUCUGUCCAAGAGGUCCCAGGCAUCCUGAGUUCUGGUGUCCCCAUCCUGCCGCCAUCCCCUCCCUGACCUAGACUGAGGAGACUCCAGGCAUCCCCCAGACUCUACACCUCUGGCAGGCUGGGGAGCAUCUGUAUCCCUGAGAGAUGCAGGGCCCUGAACCCCAACUCCCUGUUCACAUAACCAACCCAGACCCUAUCAUGCCUGAUGCCAUGAACCCUCAGAUUACAGCCCCGGAGUUAGUCAGCAGUUACCAGUACCCGACCCUGCCUGUAUACGAUUCCUCCCAGAUCUUGAGACCGUAGAACCCAGAUUCACCCCAGAUGGUCACCGAAUGCUCACCUAAAACUUGGGGCACCCAUAUCUGAGAUGUUCUUGUAGCCUCCAGGACCCCUGAGACACCAAACUCUCUUACAAUGCCCUGAGUCGUUCGAUAUGCCCAAACAGAUGUUCUCCGACCAAGAUGACUUGGGAGACCCAUCUCAGAGUCUCUCCCAUUCCCCCCAACCAAGAUCCAGAUGUCAGACUCCAAGAUGCUCUGGGAGCCAAGGACCAAAGACCUCUGUAGACCCACCCACCCCAAGGCAGUGUCCCAAGGAGCUUUGGAUCUCCUAUAUGGGACUCUGAUGUGCCUCGUACUCCCCUAUGUAGUACUGAAGGCCACCAACACCUUGGGGCCCAAGACACUGGUCCCAAGUCCUCGGAUAACCCUUUUUCAAAACCCAUUAGACUUGGAUUUCAAGCCCCAUAAUAGUCUGGAAUCUUUGGCUGCUUUGUAUCCACAGAUCCUCAAUUCCCUAAAGGCUGGAAGCCCAGCUCCCAGAAGAUGGGAUGUUCAUGGCAACCCAGACCUCUGACCCCUUGGCCCCCAGCCCCUGAGCGACCCCAAGGUGCUUUGGGAGCACUGGUCCCAAGACCCCAAGGUGCCAUUGAUACCCCAAAUUCAGGGCUCAAGCCUACACAACAUUGUGAUUGUCCCUGCUCAAGACCUUGGUCCCUCCAUACCAGAGACAGAACUGAAGUGCCCCAGGGCCAUAGCACCUUCAGAUCCCAGAUUUCUUUGGACUCAAGCCUCUUAAGCCUGAUAUUCCCCAAGACCUGCUGCCCUUGAAUCCUGAUGUCUAUAAGCCCCUGAAACCCCAAGGUCCCAGACCUCUGAAUUCAAGUCCUAAGGAUCCCAGCCCAAGCCCCCAGCAUCUCACAGAACUACCCUUUUACUAGGGUAAAAAACAAACAUUUUGAGCUCAUGUUUCUGAAUUCCAGAACUACCCCAGAGCUCCCCCACUCCCAUCUUUAGGACCUAGCAUUGCCGUAGAUGAUUGUGCAAGCUGUUCACUAAUCAAAGCCACACAGUCAAGGUGGGAGUGUGGCUGGAAUUCACACUGCACUCUGCUGGCUACACUGUGCACGAAGUCACUUUUUAGGCUACCUAUGGAU
This is a messenger RNA of Acinonyx jubatus (cheetah), 3742 nucleotides long. RefSeq names its product sprouty related EVH1 domain containing 3 (gene SPRED3). Gene Ontology annotation, biological process: negative regulation of MAPK cascade; multicellular organism development. Gene Ontology annotation, cellular component: membrane. The transcript is spliced from 6 exons. The record is from RefSeq and is a predicted model, not a curated record. Lineage: Eukaryota; Metazoa; Chordata; Mammalia; Carnivora; Felidae. Gene Ontology annotation, molecular function: protein kinase binding. Bases 971 to 2110 code for a protein of 379 amino acids.